AUGCCUGACUCCAUCGCCUUCUCCCCGGCGCCGUACCACAUCAUCUCAUACGGCACCCUUCUGGGAACGACCUUCUUCCACUCCUUUGUGAAUGGCAUCACCAUGUUCCGCGUCCUCGAACGCCCGGCCUUCUCGACCGCGCAGAACGCCCUCUUCCCCGUCUACUUCACCAUCCAGACGGCCCUCCCCGCCGUCAUGGCCCUGACCUUCCCCGGGAGCGGCAGCCCGUUCGGCGCGCGGGAGGGCGGCAUCGGCGGUCUCCUGAACGAGUCGAACCGGUACAGCGCGCUGCUGCCCAUCGCCACCAUGUUCGUCACCGGCUUGGCGAACCUGGUGGUGAUCCUGCCUAAGACGCAGAAGGUCAUGAAAGCUAGAUACGCUCAAGAGAAGAAGGAUGGAAAGAAGAGCUACGACAAGCCGCCUCACUCGCAGGAGAUGUUGGCUCUGAACAAGUCCUUCGGCAAGCUGCACGGUGUCUCGACAAUCGUCAACCUCGCCGGGUUUGUCGCGAUGGUGGCUUACAGCUUCUCCCUUGCAUCACGUCUCGAUUAA
Colletotrichum karsti is the source of this 552-nucleotide messenger RNA. RefSeq lists its product as uncharacterized. Lineage: Eukaryota; Fungi; Ascomycota; Sordariomycetes; Glomerellales; Glomerellaceae. The transcript is spliced from 4 exons. The coding region runs from base 1 to 552 and encodes 183 amino acids. The record is from RefSeq and is a predicted model, not a curated record.